AAUUGCUAAAAGUUUAAAAUAACCAAAUCAAAAUCCCCACUUUAUAAAUAAAAAAUACAAAAUUUGUAAAAAUUCGAGAUAUGUCAUUACGUAUCACAAAAAAAAAAAAAAGGUUUAGAGUUUUUACAAAGUAAAAUAUCUUUGAAAAUCCAACGGAAUUUCCCGCUAUCAUAUCAGAAAAAAUUACGCGCAAAUAUUAUUGCUGAUCUAAUUGAAACUCCCAUUAUUAAAUCAUGAUAUAUUAAGCAUCAUAUCACUAAAGAUCCUAUAAAAAAAAUCAUCAUUUGAAUCAUACAAAAAUUGCACAAAAUAUCACCAAAGAUCUAUGUCACUAUUUACAAGGUUAAGUAAAAUGACUAAAAUCCAAGACAACUUCAAGGCUAAAAAAUGAAAAUGAAAAUGAAAAAAAUAAUGUUGUCAAAAAAGUUAAAAAUAGCCUUUUUCUGUAAAAUAUUCCUAUAAAAGCAUCCAAAUAAGAACACAAAACUUCAGGUGACCGAAGCGAGAGGUUUGGAAGCAGCUUUUUGUGGGAUAUUACCAACAACUUCAGAGAGAGAGAAAAAAAAUAAACAAAAAAUUGAAGAAAAAAGUAGUAGUAAGAACGUUCAACAAUGGCGAAUAUUAAUGUUUUAGCAAAAUAUUAAAAUAAAAAAAUAUUGAAUUUUUAAACAAUAAAAACUAAGGGGGGAAAUAAUUUUUUAAAAUAAUCAACAUCAUCUCCUUAUUUUUUCCCCUUCUUAUAUCUUCUCCUCCAUUUCCGCUGUCUCUCUCAUUGAAAUCUUCAAAAUAUUAAUUGAUUCUAUUAAAAGGGUUUCUUUAUUUCUUGAAGAAUUUAUCUGGGUUUGUUUCAAUUUUUGAAAUGAUCAUCAAUAAAGUUCAGAAAUCAAUUAAAAUUCUUGGAUUCUGAAAAACCUGCAAAAUUUCAGUUUUUUUUGGUUUUUGCUCUUUAACGAUCAUAUUUCCUGUUUUUUUCGCCUGAUGGUGUCAAUGGAAUCAGAGGGAAUGUUGCCAUUUUCGGUGGUUUCUGUUGUUGAAGAUGUUCUUAGACAGCAUGGAACUCGAUUGAGCGACAUCGAUUUCGCUUCAAGAAAAGCAGAGGAAGCUUCAUGGAGACGAUAUGAGGCGGCGAGGUGGCUAAGGAAGAUAGUGGGGGUUGUAUGUUCAAAAGAUUUGCCUGCUGAGCCAUCUGAAGAAGAUUUCAGACUUGGGUUGAGGAGUGGGAUAGUCCUUUGUACAGCAAUCAACAGGGUUCAACCUGGUGUUGUUCCAAAGGUGGUAGAAGCUCCAAAUGAUACCGUGAUCAUCCCUGAUGGCGCGGCUUUAAUGGCCUACCAAUACUUUGAAAAUGUGAGAAACUUCCUAGUUGCUGUAGAAGAGUUGGGACUUCCUACUUUUGAGGCAUCUGAUUUAGAACAGGGUGGUAAAACAGGAAGGAUUGUGAGUUGUGUUCUUGCUUUAAAAUCUUUUAGCGAGUGGAAGAUUGCAGGAGGUAACGGAACUUGGAAAUAUUCAGGAAACUUCAAAACACCCAGUUCUACCAGCUCUACUGGCAAAACUGUUGUUAGAAAGAAUUCAGAACCCUUCAUGAAUUCAAUUUCUAGGACUUCAUCAAUAAGUGAGAAGUCUCUAGACACCGAACAGUGCAGUGAUCUUGGUGUAGAUUUAAGUGACACGAGUAACACUCGUUCCUUAAAUAUGAUGAUUCGUGCACUUCUAAUUGAUAAGAAGCAAGAAGAAAUCCCAAAUAUUGUUGAAUCCAUGCUCAGCAAAGUCAUGGAAGAGUUUGAAUGUCGCUUAGCAAGUCAAGCUGAAUCUGAGAAAGCUGCUCCAGAAGCAAUGUCAGUUUCUGGACAAAACACAUCUCCUGCCGAGUCCCUUAAGAAAGAAACAGAGAAUCAUGAUGACAAUGCCACCAACAACAUUAAUGAGCCAGAGCAAGUUAAUGAAAGUGAAGAUAUUCAGAGUUGUGUCCCAUAUGCAGCGCCUAAAAGCAAGUUCAGGAAGCAUGAUGAACAUUUUGAGAGGCAGGAGAGUAAUAUCCAGGAUUUAAAACAAAUUGUCCACACUACAAAAGAAAGCAUGAGGUUAUUGCAAAUGAGAUAUCAUGAAGAGUUCAGCAAUCUAGGUAAGCACCUCCAGAGUCUUACUCAUGCUGCCUCAGGAUAUCAGAGAGUUCUUCAAGAAAACCGCAAGCUGUACAACCUAGUGCAAGAUCUAAAAGGGAACAUCAGGGUGUAUUGUCGAGUGCGUCCAUUCCUUCCUGGCCAAGCUAAUGGUUUUACCACUGUGGAUCACAUUGAAGAAGGGAACAUUACUCUUAUGAACCCAGCAAAAUAUUGUAAAGACGGAAAGAAAUCCUUCAAUUUUAACAAGGUUUUUGGACCUGAAUCAACACAAGCUGAGGUGUAUACGGACAUGCAACCUCUUAUUAGGUCUUGUCUUGAUGGUUACAAUGUCUGCAUCUUUGCAUAUGGGCAAACCGGAUCUGGAAAGACUUACACAAUGAGUGGACCAGACAAUCUUACAGAAGAAACAUAUGGGGUGAACUACCGAGCUUUGAAUGAUUUGUUCUGUCUAGCAGAAGAAAGAAAAGCCACUUUCACUUACGAGGUUUCUGUUCAGAUGAUGGAGAUAUAUAAUGAGCAAGUCAGAGAUCUUCUAGCUACUGACGGAUCAAACAAGAAGUUAGAGAUUCGUAACAGCUCUCAGAAUGGGAUAAAUGUACCAGAUGCAAGUAGGUUACCAGUCUCAACAACAGCUGAUGUACUUAGUUUGAUGAAUCUUGGUCAUAAGAAUCGCGCAGUGAGCUCAACAGCUAUGAAUGACCGAAGCAGUCGCUCUCACAGUUGCAUGACAGUUCAUGUCCAAGGGAAAGACUUGGCUUCAGGAGCUGCUUUACGAGGUUGUAUGCAUCUUGUUGAUCUCGCUGGAAGUGAAAGGGUUGACAAAUCAGAGGUGACAGGGGAUCGAUUGAAGGAAGCACAGCAUAUCAACAAGUCCCUUGCUGCGUUAGGAGAUGUAAUUGCUUCACUUUCUACGAAAAAUGCACAUGUUCCUUACAGAAACAGUAAACUCACGCAAUUGCUCCAGGACUCCCUAGGAGGACAAGCGAAAACAUUGAUGUUUGUUCACAUAAGUCCAGAGGCAGACGCCCUUUCAGAGACGAUCAGUACACUUAAGUUUGCUGAGCGUGUAUCAACCGUGGAGCUUGGUGCUGCUCGAGCAAACAAAGAAACUGCAGAUACAAAAGACUUAAAAGAGCAGGUUUCCAAUCUCAAAGCAGCUUUAGCCAGGAAGGAAGAAGAAAUGGAGCAUCUUACUCGUUCAGUAACAAGCACUCCAGAAACAACAAAUGUAAGAUCUACUGCUUCUUCACCUACUCGUCCAUCCUCUCGAUCAAGAGACCUUUUAGGUGGUCGAAAGAGUCUAGUGCAGGAUGUCAGUAACACCAAGGUGAAAAACAACUCAUCGAAGCCACGAAGGAGAAGCUUGGAUCCAAAUGAUCUCUUAUCAAAUAACUCUAUUUGGCCACCCCUUAUUGUCAACAAAGCAGAACAGAAGAAUCUGACUGCAGGAGAUUGGAUGGAAAAGGUGAUGAUGAAGCAAAGUAAAGUAGAUAGAAGUAGGUCUGUAGUAGAAAACUUAGUGGAUGAAAACAUGAAGCCUUCUGAGAACUGUCAUCCUGAUGAUAGCAAUACUUUGAAGCAAUCUUUCGAUAUCUUGGUAACCGAAAAAAAGGAUUGCCAAGAUAACGACUCACAACUUAGUAUAUGUGACUUGCUUACUCCUGACAGCAUUGAUGAGCUUGAGAUAGCAACCAGUGACUCUUCUGAGCAAGACUUUCAAGUUCUUCUUCCAAGAACAGCAAGCUUGCCUAAUGUUAUAGGAUCAAAAAUCAAGAAACCUACCCCAAUAAAGGCAUCUAAGAGCCCGGAAAAGAGGAGUUUGAUACCUAUGCCACCCAUGAGAAGAUUAUCGAAUGGGGUGAAUACACCGGCAAUCAAGAAUGGAAGACAGGCGGUGUAUGUGAAGAGAAAAUCAGGGAAUGCAAAGUGAUGAGUAACUAGCUAAUUAUGCUAUGCAUAUAUUAUGUGAUGAUGGCUUGUCAUCCUCCAUAUAAUUUUUUUUAGUAGUUAGAAGAGGGAGGGUGAAGGAGUUGAGAAAAAGGCUUCUUUUUUUAUUUGAUUUUGCAGUGCAAAAAUGGCAACUAUUUCAGUUACCUGAUGCAUGAUUUUGGUGGUGAUGGGUUCAAGUAUAUGCAGUCCUGCCAAAAAUGGCCCAAAUUGAUGGUGAUUGUCUUUUGUUGUGUUACAUUGUGUAUAUGGGUGUUUGAUUCAAAUGACCCUAAGCGAAGGUUUGAUUUUGUUAGUUCUACCAAAGACGAAAAUCGAGUAAGGUAUAUAUAUAAACUAUAUACUUGUAGUACAUAUAUCACAUAUAUAUGUCUUCUUGGAUCAAAGAUUUGAUGCAAUGAAAGUUAAUGAAAUUGUUGUACAUUAUAUACUUUUUGAUUGUGUUGUCCACUUCUUGGAUCAAAUUUAUGUAAUUUUCUUAUGCCAAUUUGACUCAAAUGAAGCCUACCAACUUUAAUUCGCUAAAACAAAAUUCAAAUUCAAGUUUGAAUCUCUUGUCAAGUUGUCGAUUUAAACAAAGUUUGUAUCCCUACCUUAUAAAAAAAUAUAAAAUUAUUCUUAUGAAUAGUGUGAUGUAAAA
Molecule: messenger RNA, 4713 nt
Organism: Chenopodium quinoa (quinoa)
Lineage: Eukaryota; Viridiplantae; Streptophyta; Magnoliopsida; Caryophyllales; Amaranthaceae
Product: kinesin-like protein KIN-14I
Exons: 19
Coding region: 979-4056 (1025 amino acids)
Biological process (GO): microtubule-based movement
Molecular function (GO): microtubule motor activity; microtubule binding; ATP binding
Source: RefSeq, a predicted model, not a curated record